Messenger RNA from Caenorhabditis angaria, 6615 nucleotides. The record is from the annotation of a GenBank genome assembly. NCBI's taxonomy places the organism in Eukaryota, Metazoa, Nematoda, Chromadorea, Rhabditida, Rhabditidae.
AUGGAUUUCAUAUACGGGUCCGAGUUUGGAUUUCUCGAUGGUUAUGCGAUCAAACCGCAAAAAACGUUUGUGGUGAACACGAGUGAGUUGUAUAAUUUUUCACACUUCGUUUCAACCCUGUGUUGGGACGAACAAAUAGAGAAAACGCGACGCAGACAGAAAAAACCCCGAAAAAUUUUUAAAAAUGAGAAUUCAUAGACCAUCGCUUCAGGACCCAACAGUUGGCUGAUUGCCAGCCUUAUUAAAUUUCGCGGUAUUUUCAGUUUCGCGGGUUUUUCUUUCGCACUCUGCACGCUCUCUCUGUCUCUAUUUGUUCGCCCUGAAACGAAGUGUUCACAACAAAGCAGAAAAAUUUUCGAUUUUGCUGAGAAAAAAAAAAACGAUUUUUUUCCAACCCCCUCAAAUUUCCAGUAAAAAUGUUGCUUUUCAGAUGCUCCACUUCAUACAAAUGGCUACGAAGUUCCACCAUCAGGCGGUGUCGCCGUAUUUCCGGAUAAUCAAUUCUACGCUGAUCGCCUGAUUUUCUGGCGUACCAGUGGUCAAAAACUCUAUCUCGAAGAGCGCAGUCUUCUCUACACUAUUUCCGAUGGAGCUCUUUGUAUCGAUUUUUCACGCACACCGAUUUUGCCAGGAACUUCGAUUACGAUUUUAGACGAUCUGAUGGUUUUGUCGAUUGUUGUACCGACAGCUUCGACAAUUCAUCGAUUUCAUGCUAGAUUGAGUGCGCCGAAAGAGCGUGAUGUAGGUGGAAAGAUAAUAGAUUUUUGAACUGAAAAUGGGGAAGUGGCAGAAUUUCUCACCCAACAAUAAUUUUGUCUAGUUUUCCUACCAAAAUCAUAUAACAUAAACCCUAUUUUCAGACUUUCUCCUUUCUUGCGCGAAUCAAAGAAGACGAUCUCAUUCGUAAAUAUCACACAGCCCAUGUUUUGACAAGCUCAGGUCGCCCAAUUCGAGCCACUUCUACUCACCAUUCAAAUCGAAAUACAAUUAGUUAUUGUACAGCCGAAGGACAAUUAAUUGUUGUCACUUUAAAUGGUUUCAAUGAAGAACAUGAGAAACACGAAGAAGUUGUAUUGGGCGAAAAUGGAUUUUUGCAGAGAUUUAUUGGAAGUACGUGUUUUUUUGGGAUGGAAAAUUUGUUAUUUUGAUAGUGUAUAUCAAAACCCAACUUUUCUUAUAAAAAAUAUCCUCAAUUUUUCAGGUCCCGGCUCAAAUUCACGUCUUUUUUCUGAUGCUUGCAUCGUCAAAAACUCAAAAAAUUCCAUAAAUUAUCGAAAAUCUUCGGGAUUUCUAUCAGAUAUUGUUUAUAGUGUGACAAAAGAUGGAAUUGUUCAAGGAUGGAAUGUGGAAACAAAAAGACACACAACUUUUAGCCUUGAUUUAAAACCGCAUUGCUCAUAUUAUACACCAAAAAAUGAUGAGGAAAAAGUGGAAAUUGAUUAUCGAAUUUCGGCAAAAAAUGUGCAAAAUGAAGUUUUAUUAGCGAUUUCGGCGGAAAUUUGCAAGAAUUCGAAUUUAUCUGCGAUUUUUGUGCAUUUGGUCAAAGUAACUAAUAAAGAAAUGAUCCAUUUGGAAGUUUUUGAGAAAAGAGCAGAGGAAAAUGAAAGAGACGAAAGAUUUGUGGAUUUUGGAAUGUUAGAAGUUAGACGAAAUCAAGGAGAAGCCGGAAAAAAUGAACGGGCUUUUGAAGUGACUGUUUUGACGAGGAAUUUGGCGAUGAGCAAGGAUUAUGUGUUGAGAAGGGUUUCUUUGACAAUGUAAGUGAUUUUGGGGAGUGGAAUAUGACCUGGAAACAUCUCUGUAUCAGUCCAAAAAAUUUUUUUGAAACUGGGAAACCAUUUGCCAUUUUCCAGAAACUGGGAAACCCAAAUUGUCCACAAACAAUUCGGAUGGCAUGAAGUUCAGAGAUUUGUGUCGAGUUCGGCGAAUCGAGGAGAUUUUGCGGAGAAACGUGAGUUUCGAUAUUUUAUGACCAAAACAUAAUUGAAAGUCUUAAACUUUUUCACUGGAAUUCAUGAAAAGUCAUCAAUAUUUUUGUGAAACUUCUAAUUAAUCCCUACAUUUUUCAGCUGAAUCUGAUUCGGAACCAAUCUCAAAAUCAUCUUCUUCAAAUCCCUAUAAUCUAUCAACUGAUUCAUCAAUCGAAAGUCUUUCCGAUGUUGUUUUCGACACAGAUCUUCAUUCAUUUGAUGUUGUUCAUCGAGCUGUUCAAAUUGUCACCGACAAUUAUCGAGGUUCUGCCAUUGCUCAUGUUAGAUAUGGAAAUUGGAUGGAUUUGGCGAAACUUGUUGAAACUUAUAUUCUUUCGGUCGAUUUCAAGAUGAAAUUUCAAACGAAGAGUGAGAGAAGUGUGAGGAUGAAAUUGGAUGCACCACAAGAAGCAUUGGUUUUGGCCAAGAAAAGGUGGGGAUUUUAUGUUUGGAUUUGAAAAUUUGGGCUGAAAAAUCGUGCAAAUUAAAAGAUUUUCUUUUCGAAAACAAAAACAAGUUUUUUUCCAAUUCCCCACACUCAAUUUUUCAAUUUCAGCUUUUGGUGGUCUCUUCUCCGAGCUUGCGAAGAACUCGAUUUCGCAGCACGCGGUGUUAUCUCAUUAGCUCCCGUCCAAAUGUUCGAAGAUGUUAUGUUGAUGUUUGUGAUGCAUAAAGAUCGAAUUACAGUAAUCGGUGAUAAUAGUCUGGAGCUAUUCGAAAUUCUGUGCCAAAAUGAUUCGGAAUCGUUUUCGCCCGGCGCAAGUUUGGGACUGGGAGAUGAGAAUUUACCAAAUGAAAAUGUUGUUGGAUUGAUUGAAGAGGCGGCGAAAAUUGCGGAUCAAAGAAUUGAGGCGAUGGUGAGCAAUGGAGUUUUAAGCUAAAUUAGAUGAUUGAAAAUUCUUUAAAAAUUUGAAGGAUCCUCAAAUUCAAAAAAUUCGAAAUUUUUCUCUACAGAAUCACGAGCGAACUCGUUGUGCAAACGCAAGAAACGGAACUUUUUCGGAUGAAGAAGAGAUAUUUGAAAAUGGAUAUGAUUUCGAAAAAGAUGGCCGAAAUCUGGUGGUAAAUCCCAUAUUUGAAGUGUAUUUUAUUCGAUUGGCUAGAGAAUUGAUUGAAUCGGCCAAUUAUGAUUGUUCAAGUUUGGGAGGUGAGAUUUUGAAGGAUUUUUGAUGGAAGAAGUGGAUUUUUCAAUGUUUUUUCUGCAGGUGAUCCAAUUCGCACUCGUUUUGGUGGCACAUUCACCCAAUCUCUCAUCGCUGCUAAUAUUAGGAUUACUGUUGAAAAACGUAUCCAAUUUGCAUUGAUUCUUCGAUCAAUUUUAUCUGCUUUGGAUAAUCAUCGAUCAAAAAAAGUGUAUGUUGGAUUUGGUGAAAUUGAUCAAUUGAGAAUUGAAUUGCGAGAAAUUAUUCGGAUUUAUCGAGAAUUGAUUGAACAAUUGGAUUUGAAAAUUGUGAAGUGAGUUAGAUUUUAGGGAUGUAAAAUUGGAUUUUUAUGAGAUAUUUUCUGUAUUAGAAAUGCAAAAUCUUCCUAAAUUUCCAGAAAUGGCGCCAAAAUGUCUCUAUGCACUUGGCUCACAUCAGAUGACAAAGGAAUGGAUAUGAUUGCACGAGAAGGUGGUGUUGGAUAUGAUAUCACACCGGAACAAAAACAAAUUGGUCUAUCUUAUAAUGCAUUCAUUGGAAUUAUGACUGAAAAUGCAGUUCGCGCACUUUUAUCAACAUCUGAAAUCCUCAUUUUAUUCCGAAGACUUGUCAAUGAAAAACAAUAUCGAAUUUUGCGUGAUAUUCUACAUGGAUAUAUCAAUGAGACCAGAGAAUUGAAACCGGCGAUUAAUUUUUAUUUGGGAAUUGCGUAUUCGGGAACUGAUCAUCCGGGAAAAGCUCUCAAUUCAUUUCAAAGUGUUCAACAGGCAUUUAUUGAUGGAAAUACUGCAUUGAGAAGAGCUGUUUAUUAUUUGUUACCUAGAACUUUUAUUGUGGCACCGAAUGAGGAUCCGAUUGAAAUGUUGGCAUUAUCUGAAUUCUAUCUUACUGUUGUCCGAUUCUUGCAAGAUCAUGGACAUUCGGAAGAAGUUGUCAGUGUUGCAUUGAUGGCAAUUGAAUCGAGCGAAUCGACGAAUGAAGAUAGUGUGCAAGUUAUAUCCAAUACAUUGUUUAAUCAUUUGACACGGCAAAGACAGUGGUUCCAGGCAUUUAAGUUGGUUUUGAGGACGAGUCAGGAACAGGAGACCAGGAGGUAUGUUAUUUUUAAACGUUUAGAAUAUUUUACGAUUUCCUGAACCAUAGAAAAUAUUUUUCUGUUAUUUUUCAAGUGAUUUACUGAUUUGUUAUGUUUCGUCAAAUUAUUCCUUAAUUCUAUUUUUUUAAAAUUUGCACCACGUGGAAAAAUGCUCAUUAACUAAACUUUCAUCUAUUUCAAAAAUAUUUCUUGCAGAGCCUCAAUCCGUGAAUUGCUCAUAUUAAUGUUGUCACAAGGCGAAUGGGAAGCGAUUGCAACAAUGAUUUAUGGAGUUCAUGAACGAGUUGUUGAGGAUUUUUUGAGAGAUGCCGCUUCGAGACAAUCACCAAAUGAAAAACAACAUUUGUAUGAGCUGCUUUAUGCAUUUUAUGUGACGAGAAAGGAUUAUCGAAUGGGUAAGCAUUUGUGGAUUCCUACCCAAAUUUGAUGAUUUUAACCUUGAAAGUAAAUUUUCAGCCGCCUGCGCAAUGUAUGAAUAUGCUAAACAUAUCGAAUCCUCAAAUCAAAUGACAGCUGAAUUAUUGAAAAGAAGAAGAGAUGCAUUGGCUGCUGUUUUGAAUAUGCAAGCUGUUUUGAGUAUUCAACCGGAAGGUAGGAGAUUUCAGUUUAAAAAAAACAGUUUUCACUCCUAGCUUAUCGAGAAAAGUCUCAAUUCGCAUACCUAAAUUUUCCAUAUUUUUUUGCAGAAGACGAUGUUGUCUAUGACGAUUUCGAAGACACAAAUCUCGUUUUUCCCGCUUUUCCCGAAGAAUUGCCUGAAUUUGCAACAACUUCACAGAAAAAUCCAGAAACCCGAGGACGAGUUUUGGAGCGAAUCGAUGAAUCGAUGGGUGAAGAAGAAGAAGAUGGAAAUGUGCACAAAAGACAAAUGAAUUUGGAAGAAAUUGAAGAGGAAGAUAAGGAAAAUAUGCAGGAAGAUGUUCAGAAAGAAGUGGAGGAAAAAUGGGAUUUGAGGAGAAGGCAACAAGUGCUGGUUUUGACUGAGAAACAGUGGGUUUUUUAGAAGAGGAUUUGAGCUAAUAGCACGAAUUUUGUACGAUUUCCAGCGAAAAGUCUGAAAUUAGUAAUAUUAAGCUCAAAAUUUCACAAAAAUCUUUGAAUUUUUAGCUGAAUAUCUUUAUUUUCCUAACAAAAAUGGUGAAAAUUCGGUUUCAAAAAGUUCAGAAUAAUCUUGAAGAUUUGGACCAAAAACCUAGAUUUUUCAAUUUCAAUAUGUUCAAAUAAAGAAGGCAAACCGAAUAUUUCUGCUCAAAAAAUCCCAUUUUUUGCAGAAUUCGAGAUGAAUGGGUGAUUUGUGCUUCCCGUGUCUCAUUAUUAUCAAGUGAACUCUACGACGGAAUCCCUCCAACAAAUCCUCAAGAACUAUUCAAAUCGCUAAUAGACACGUGGCAUUUUGACGCGGCUUUUGAUGUCGCGCGACAAUUCGCGUUGGAUUCGCAAUAUUUGUAUUAUUCGCUGGUAAGAGAAGCAAUUAUGAUUGAUUCGUUUGGAAAUGAAUUGGAUGUUGAAAUGGCUGCGACACAAGCUGGUGGAUGGGUUCGACUAAAUCGACGACAUUGUUUGAUAAUGACAACUUGUGAUGAUCAUUGGGCUGUUGUAAGAGGUUUAAUUGAUGCCGCACGUAGAUCUUGGCCUGAAGAUUCGAGACCGAUGAGAGGAGCCACUGAAGCAUUUUUGAGGUGAUUUUUUAGAAUUCUAAAUUUGAUGGGGUUUUUGGCCUGAAAGAAAUCUAAAUUUUCAAUUUAAAAAAUUGCCUAAUUUUUCUUUUGUAGCUACCAACUCGGAAUUCCAUACUGGCUUCACGAUUUAUUCGAAAACCAUGAUUCAAACGAAUAUUUGAGAUGUUUAUUGGAUUUUGAAAACAUUAAGAUCGCUUUGAGAGUUGUAUUGGAUUUGGUGGAAAAAGAAAGUCAAAAAGUGUCGAAUAAUGGACAAAGAACAUGGUUGCCAUAUCAAGCGAUUGAUGAAGUUAUGCGAAAAAGUGGAGUUUUGGCGAAAAAUGAUAAUGAGGGAGAAGUAUUGAAGGUAGCGAUUUUUUGGGAAUUUUCAUGAAGUUUUGAGUUCUGGAAUUUUCAAGGCUUAGUUUUCACUAGAAAACCAUGGCAAUUUUUCAUUUACAAAUUCAGGCUUAUAAAGUUUUUAUAUAAUUCGGAUGUAUGCUGAUAAAAAUAAUUUUUGUUUUUUCUUCAGGCUAAAAUUAAAUUAAUAUGAUUUUUCCAGCAUGAAAAUGUUUUUUGUAGUGUUUAUGAACAAACGUUUUCAAAUCUUAAUUUAAAAAAUUUUUAUCCCAAUUUUCUUACAGCUCCGCAAAUCGGCCGACGAAAAUUUGACGAAUUAUUUCAAAAAAAUCGAAGCCUUCGAAAAAGCGCAUCAAAUGUCUUUGAAAAUUUCGUCAAAAAAAUUUUAA